AUGCCGCAAUAUCGCAUUGAGAUUUCGCCCAACAACAGGGCAGGCUGCAAAGACGCGGUGUGCAGCAAGGACAAGGUCAAGAUCCUCAAGGGCGAGAUACGAUUCGGCACUUGGGUGGAGAUCCAAGACCACGGGAGCUGGGCGUGGAAGCACUGGGGGUGCGUCUCGGGCUCGCAGCUCCAGAAUCUACGCGACGAAUGCGACAAGGGCGACGACGGGUGGGACUUUGACGCGAUUGACGGAUACGACGAGUUGGGCGAUCCAAAGGUUCGGGAAAAGGUCCAGCGAUGCGUGAGGCAGGCCCACGUUGAUGCCGAGGACUUCAAAGGCGACCCCGAGAAGAACCUCCCCGGCGAAAAGGGCAUCCGCCUGACCGCGAAGCAGAGGGCUGCCAAGGAGGCAGCGGAAGAAGACGAGUCUGACGGCGCCAAGCCCACGAAGAAGAAGAAGACAGCGGCGAAGCGCGCGCGCAAAAGCGGCGACGGCGACGGCGACGCCGACAGCGAAGAGGACGAUCGCAAGGCGAAGAAGACCAAGGCGGCCGCCAAAGCGCCGCCCAAGCCGGCAGCCUCCAAGGCCCGCGGGAAAGGGGCGCCUGUAAAGGACGAGGACGAGACUGAGGAGGAGGAAGCGGAGGAAGCGGAGGAGGAAGCUGCGCCGAAAGCGUCCAAGAAGACGGCCAAGGCGAGGGCUGGCCCUGACGCAAAGGGCUCGUCCAAGCCGGGGCGCAGGCCGGCCAAGAAGAUGGUGGCCGAAGAGGAGUCUGCCGACGAGAAGCCGGCAGGGAAGCGUCAAGGUCGUCGCACCGGCCGUUCGAGCAGAGGCCGGGCCUGA
Molecule: messenger RNA, 834 nt
Organism: Ustilaginoidea virens
Lineage: Eukaryota; Fungi; Ascomycota; Sordariomycetes; Hypocreales; Clavicipitaceae
Exons: 6
Coding region: 1-834 (277 amino acids)
Molecular function (GO): DNA binding; zinc ion binding
Source: RefSeq, a predicted model, not a curated record